AAGGGGCCCAACAAGAGUUGGAUGACACCAACGAUUUGCACCCCACGCGACACUGAGACUGCCACGCAGCACCAAGAUGAGCAGUCUUGGCAAGCCAUGGCCAGGAUGGAGCUGCUGCUACCCAAAGUUCCGAAGCCUCCCGGUUGUGUCUGGGAUCUGGGGCCAUGUACCAUGGGGCCCCUUGUUCCUUGUGGCAGUGGAGCAGCCAGGGUUCAUCGUGCAGGCGGGACGACGAUGCGACACCUCCACCGCCCCGAACCGCCUUUGACUGACAAGUCUGUCUGACCGUCACACAGGAGACUGAUGACUGACCGGUUGAUGCUCGAAUGAGCGGGCUAGCCGGGUUGUCGACAAUAAACGUUGGCACGCAAAGGGGGCUCGCUCUCUGGGCUGUGAUGCGACUCUACGGCAGCGGAUUGCCGAGAACAUGUCUCAGCGCCAAGGGAUCGCUAUCGUUCCUGUGUCAUUACGGACAUCGUCGUCGUCGCCGUCGUUGGGUAGGUCCCGCUCUUCGAUGAAUCGGAGGCGCUGGGGCACCCAACCAGUAGUGCUAGGAUUCGAUCUUCUUGCGUGGGCCCUCGGUGCAUUGUUUUGCAGCUUCUGGAAUCUCGAUUCUUCCAGCUGAGGAUCCAUUCAUGAAGGAAUCGGCAAUAAUGGAAGAAUGGUUGGCAAAAUUGGAGAGGCCCAAAAGAACAGGGCCCUGGUGUCCGUCGGCCCUGCCCCUCGGGAGCUGGAGUCAUCAGGGGCGGCUUCGGCGGUGGAGAUGGCGCCUGGCGACGGCGGCGGCGGCGGCGGCUGUAGCGGCAGCGGUAGCAGUAGCAGCGCCAGCAGUGGCAUGGGGCCCUGCAAAGGAGGAGGAGGGUGGUGGAACAGAGGCCACCAAAAACGCACGCGCACAGAACAGCAAAUGCAGGAGCAGGCCGCUCGGAUGGAUGCCGUGGGCUCCAGCCCUCCCUUCGUGACGGGAUGGAUGCCUCCUUUGAGGCAGCGCAGGGAAAACCUUCAGACGGUCCAGCGAAUUGCAGCCCCGCCGAGGCAAGCACCCCCAGGGCCACCUGCAGGCUGCAGGCCUCGGGGGUGGCGGCGUGGCCGGGCUGCGCUUGCCUCGGUCAAGGAGCCACGGCAGGGGCACAUUUCUAAACUGGAAGCAGCCGCAGGCGAGGCACGCAGGUUCAGGUGGUCGGUCAGCUUUCUUGUUGGCAAGGCAGGCAAGGCCGAGCGCGCGGGAAGGAAGGAUGGAGCCUGGAUGUCGUAUCGUUUCCUGCCUUAUACUUGAGCAGUACAGC
Purpureocillium takamizusanense is the source of this 1286-nucleotide messenger RNA. RefSeq lists its product as uncharacterized. Lineage: Eukaryota; Fungi; Ascomycota; Sordariomycetes; Hypocreales; Ophiocordycipitaceae. The transcript has 2 exons. The record is from RefSeq and is a predicted model, not a curated record. Bases 662 to 1276 code for a protein of 204 amino acids.